UGUGAACACCUUCCAAUGAAAUAUGCAAAAUAGUCUAUUCAGUCCCAGUCCUUAAUUGUCAAGUUUCAACUGAAGUGUGAGCAGAGCAACGGCGCCCAAAAUGUGUGAGGCUGUCCACACAAACAUAACAGAAGGUACCCAAAGUACAACAGAGGUAAGAUUUGGAAAAGACUACUACAAUUAUUUCGACACCAAAACCUACUUGAAUUCUUAUUUCACUGGAAUUUCCGAAGAAACUCCCUCUCACUCUCAAUUUGCCAUGCGUAAUUUCCACGAGGCUUGGUCCAAAAUGCCCGAGGGAAAUCUUCGUGUGUUAGAAUUUGGUGGAGGACCAAACAUUUCUGCUCUAAUCAGCGCCGAACCCUACUCGAAAGAGAUAAUUUUUGCCGAGUACAGCGAAAGAAAUCGGCGAGAAGUAGAGGAAUGGCUGCAGAAAUCACCUGAUUCUCAUGAUUGGUCAUCGUAUUUCAACUUUGUCGUCCAGAACUUGGAAGGAAAGGCAAGCGAAGAAGUGUCAAUUCGACAAGAAGCACUGAGGAAGAAAGUGACCCAUAUUCUAUCGUGUGAUAUUGGAUGGGAGGACCCGGUAAAAUGGCCAUCUUCGUGGUCCACACAGAUUCGAUCGUUUGAUGUGAUCACAACAAAUCUGUGUCUAGAAGCUUCCGUGACAUCUACAGAAGACUAUCGUCACGCGAUCGCCAAGCUGUCAAGGUACUUGAAAGCUGGUGGAUAUUUUGUCAUGCUUGGAGUUCUGGGCGAGAGUUUUUACAUGGUUGGUAAUGAAAAAUUUUAUUGCUUUCCUCUGAGUAAGAGUAUUAUUGAGGAAACUUUUGCGGAAGAGGGAUACCAGAUUCUUGAUCUGAAGGUAUUUACCUUAGAUCCGACAGUGACAAAGGGGAAUUGCAAUGCUGAAGGUUUGUUCUUUUUUAGAGGCAGGUUUGACGCGCAUGCAUAGCCCAUCUAGAUGUCAGUUGUAAUGAUUGCUGAUGGCUGUUCAUUGAAAAGCAGAAA
Molecule: messenger RNA, 1011 nt
Organism: Pocillopora verrucosa
Lineage: Eukaryota; Metazoa; Cnidaria; Anthozoa; Scleractinia; Pocilloporidae
Source: RefSeq, a predicted model, not a curated record